AUUUGCAGUAGAUAAUCUGCCAUUGUAGUCUAUAAAUUCUUCACCGGGUAUCUUCAUCCCGAAGCGAUUCUAAGUUAUCGGAAGAGAGAGCACACUGGAUUAUCACCACUACAUGUGCAGUACUAACCUCACCAUGCACAACAAUAUCACAGGCCGCAAACACCAACAAGAGAUUUGGGGGGCAAGGCCCAGUUUGAAUUUACGAUAUCCAGCUAUGUAUUUACAUCGAGACUCCAUCGGCAUCCCGCAUGGACAGGAAUCCCCCACCAGUCGCCCCCCCCUGCCAGAUUUUCCUUUUUUUUUUCUGUAUAUAUACCGAUUUUUCUUAAAGAAUUUGUGUCGGAGAUAUGUUGUUUUUCUUUUUUUAGGAACCUGCCCGAUUCCUCGACCGUCGAUUUCCCAUCACGAACGGUCGCUUUUAUGUUAUGUGCCCGGAUAUGGCUUGUUUGCAGUCGAGCCGGGGGCCUUUGUGACAGCGCGGGCGAACCCGCGAACCUGUCCGCAGAGAGACGCGACCAGCCCAGCCCCAAGUCAACACGGUGCACGGAAGUCACACGCAACUCUUUUGCGUGUAUGACUAUGCGAGCACUGUGGACCUUCUAUCAUCCUUCCAAAGCUCGCUCCCACGCCUCC
This is a messenger RNA of Annulohypoxylon truncatum, 633 nucleotides long. RefSeq lists its product as uncharacterized. The record is from RefSeq and is a predicted model, not a curated record. Bases 113 to 577 code for a protein of 154 amino acids. The transcript has a single exon. Lineage: Eukaryota; Fungi; Ascomycota; Sordariomycetes; Xylariales; Hypoxylaceae.